UCUAAUUGCCUAUCUACUUUUACCAGAGAUCUUUAUUUCUUCAUAAGGCUUUGAGCUACUGUCCAGGGUCCUUCACUCCAACACGAAGGACUCCCUGCUGCAGGCAGGUCUGGUGGUUAAGAACUCUCUCAACUCUCGAUUAACUGGGAAUGUCAAUUUCUCCCUCACUUUCAAAGGACAGUUUUGCUAGAUAUAGGAUUCUUGGUUGGCAGCUUCUUUCCUUCAACACUUUGAAUACAUCGACCCAUGCCAUCUGGCCUCCAAGGCUCCUAUGAGAAAUCUGCUCACGAUCUUCCUGGCAAACCUUCUCUCAGCUUCAUAGAUGUUCAUAACGUACCUUAUCAUGUCUUAUGCAACAGAACAUUUUCCUGUAGUAUUGUGAAGUCAGUUAAUUUGUAACAUUGUUUUGGGACCAGAGUUUAAGGAAAAGGAAUUGAAUGUUUCAAGUGUAUACAUUAUGUGGUCUUUAAAAUUAUUAGAUUUUCAAACUAGAAAUGAAAAGGCCACUGAAGCAUCCUACAGAUUUUAAUUUCUAACAAAGUGAACACCGAUCUCUAAAAACACACAUAAAGAAAAAUCACUUUGGGAUCCUUUUUCCUAAGUGUAAAGGGGUCUUGAACCCCAAACAUGAGAAAACCACUGUGGUUUAUCCCCAGCUGUGAUUGGUCCAUUUCUUGUUCUGACCUCACAGGGCACCACUGUGAUGAAAUUCACAUAAACCUAUAUAAGUCCCCAGCUGGGCCCAGGUUUUUGGUCCUUAGAGCCCAGGAAGCUGCUUUUGGUGACCUGACAGCCUUGGACCCACAGUUUGCUUGUUUUUUCCUUGUUUUUGCCAUUUUGUUGAUUUUUUCCCUUUUUUCUCUAUUUAUUUUUCUCAUUUUUCUUUUUUCUUUGCCAUUUUCUCAGUUUUCUUUUUGUCUUUUUAUCAUUUUUUUCUUUUAUUUUUAAAAAUUUUCUUCUCAAUUAUUUUUUUCCCAUUUUUUUCUUUCUGCUUUCUUUUUUUUUCUUUGCUCUUUUUCUCAUUUUAUCUUAAAAUUUUUUAGUUAGUAUUGCUAGUAUUUAGUAGAGUUAGCACAGUAUCAUUGGUAUAGUUAGCAUAAUUGGUAUAGUUAAUAGUUUACUAGCAUAGUUAGUAUUAGCACUGUUACUAUAUCUAGCAUUGUUAGUACAGUUAGCAUAGUCAGCAUUGUUAGAAUAGUUAGCAUUGUUAGUGAGAAUAGUUAGCAUUGUUAGUUAGCACAGUUAGCAUUGCUAGUUAGUGCUGUCAGUCAGUGCAGUUAGCAGGUCACCAUGAUGCAGGGCCUCACCACCAUCUCUGCAGACAAGGAGGCUCAUAUUGAUAAAUACGAGAUCCUCCACACCACUGGUGAACGUAGGUUCGCCAAGGUGAAGUUGGCCUGGCACAUUCUGACCGGGACAGAGGUGGCCGUUAAGGUCGUUAAGAAAAGGCAUCAGGGGUUUCCCUGGUGGCGCAGUGGUUGAGAGUCCGCCUGCCGAUGCAGGGGAUGCGGGUUCGUGCCCCGGUCCGGGAGGAUCCCACAUGCUGUGGAGCGGCUGGGCCCAUCAGCCAUGGCCGCUGAGCCUGCGCAUCUGGAGCCUGUACUCCGCAACGGGAGAGGCCACAGUAGUGAGAGGCUCGCGUACCGCAAAAAAAGAGUGCACAGUAUGAAGGCUCUCAAUCACCCCAAUAUUGUAAAGCUACUGGAGAUGACUGACACGGAGGAGACAUUGUUCCUGGUGAUGGAGGACCUCAGUUGGGGUGACAUGUCCAGCCAUUUGGAGGACCACGGCCACAUGACAGAGGCAGAGGCCCAAGGCCCGUUCCAGCAGCUGGUCUCUGCCCUGCAGCACUGCCACCCAAGGGGCAUCAUGCACCAGGACCUGAAGCCAGGGAACCUCCUCUUUGAUGCUGACAUGAACGUGAAAAUUACGGACUUUGGCCUCAGCAACGAGUGUGACGAGAGUGGCAAACUUGACACGUUCUGCGGCAGCCCCACUUAUGCUGCCCUGGAACUCUUCCUGGGGCAGAGCUACGACAGCCCUGUGGUGGACAUGUGGAUGAGGCAACUCCGCUGGGACGACAGGGCAUCAGGGACAGGAGCUUCCUGGACCAGCUCUGGACUGUCUGCCUCCAGGCCCAGCGUGAUGGAUUCCAACUUCCGCUUGCCACUCUGCUGUGGUCCUGUGUUACAGCCGCUGAGCCUUAUCCUAAGCAGGACUGUGGUCCUGGAGGGGACAUUUCUUGUGGUUCCCUUGGGUCCGGCUGCUCCCAGGACCACAGCUGUCUGACGUUUCCGGCCCUCCCUUCCAUGGGUCACAGCCAAGCUCAGCUCCAGCCCACUGUCCUCUCAGGGUGCUUCUCUGGAAAUCUAACGCGGGAAGACAGAUGCUCCCGACUGAACAAAUCAGGAGCCGGUACCUUCCAGGGGCCACACCCCUUCUCUCUCCCAGAGACGCAGCUUGCUUUGAAA
Molecule: messenger RNA, 2471 nt
Organism: Physeter macrocephalus (sperm whale)
Lineage: Eukaryota; Metazoa; Chordata; Mammalia; Artiodactyla; Physeteridae
Product: MAP/microtubule affinity-regulating kinase 3-like
Exons: 1
Coding region: 1570-2289 (239 amino acids)
Biological process (GO): intracellular signal transduction; microtubule cytoskeleton organization; protein phosphorylation
Cellular component (GO): cytoplasm
Molecular function (GO): ATP binding; tau-protein kinase activity; protein serine/threonine kinase activity
Source: RefSeq, a predicted model, not a curated record